AUGGAUUCUGAUCUGGGUCGUCCUCAUUUCAAUGUUCCAAUUAUUCAUAUUAAUGAUCCUAAACCAUAUACUAGGACUCACGAAACCGCCGAAUCUCUCAAAAGCAGCAAUUGCAUUUUUUCGAGUGGUAGCUCUGAGGAUCUCUAUCUUUUUCACUCGAAACAAGCUUUUGGAAACAUUUUAAGCGAAACCUUGCAAACGAGGCCAAGCAAACAUUACUCACGCAAUGCUAAUUAUUCGAAGUCUUCUAAUCAUCGUGGAAAUGCCACUGAAACUGAACGCAGUUUUACAACUUACAACAUAAUUGUCACUGUUUCAAGCGAGAAAAAUGCUGGAACCUCUUCUUUGAUUUGCCUUCGUUUGAAAGGAGACAAAGGAAUCUCUCAGACUAUUUUACUCAACCACAUAUCCAGUGGAAUUCGUCUUAAGCGAUGCACCACAAGUGAAUUGCAAGUGAAGUGCAGAGAUGUUGGGGAGCUAUCGCGGAUAUUGCUAGAGAACAAAGAUUAUCGGAUCACUGUAGCAACCGGAGACUUUGAUGGGGCUGGUACCGACAGUCGAGUGUUUAUUGUACUGUUUGGCGAGUAUGGCGAGAGUCCCCAAUUCAAAUUGACCUCACCGGAUCGGCGGGAUCUCUUUAGUUCUGGCUCCGUCUCUAAGUUCAUCAUUCGCACUGCCAGUCUUGGAGACAUCUCCCACGUUCGUGUCUCUCGUGAUGCUAGCGGUUCCAAGUCAGGCUGGUUCCUGAAGCGCAUUAUCGUGGAGGAUCCCUCUCGACCCCAUCGCUGUUACCUGUUCAACUGCAACGAUUGGAUUUCCCUUCCCAAUACGAAUAAUGUCGACAGCUCUCAGAUCAUCAGAAGACAGGUGCCUCAUGUUCAAAGUGAUUACGAAUACCAUGUGACUUUUUAUACAUCGGAAUUCCGCGGUGCUGGCACAACGUCGGAUGUCUUUUUGAAGCUCUACGGUAGAGAGGGUUUUGACCGUGAGAGGUGGUUUAACAGUCAACCACAUCAGUUUGGAGUUGACGGAUCAACUACUCAAUUUAAGCUAAAAACUAAUCAGCGACUGGGUGAUUUGAUCAAGGUCAAAGUGGGUCUGGAAGCCAAGGGCAGCUCACCUGGAUGGCUACUUGAAAAGGUAGUUGUAGAGGAUAUUACCACUAAAAGGGUUUACACCUUUCCUUGUGGACAAUGGUUAAUUCCUGAGACAGACGGCGCUACAAUUUCCCGACAUCUGUUGGUGUCUCGCUCAAGAACACUAACUCCCACGAUUGCACAUCAACAGUUUGAAAUGACACUAAUUUCUAAGGCAAAAAAUGAUCAAGGGAAGCCAACGGAUGUCUACUUUCGACUUUUUGGACCCAAAGUGAAGCACUUCAAUGUAGAAACCUUUAGCUAUUCACUUCGAAUGGGUGAUUUUGCUCCACCUCAUAAGCAAUGCUCACCCAUAAUCUGUAUUCCUGGUGAACAGAUAAACACUAAUGGAAAGACCUUGGUUACUUUCAAAAUUGAUGGGUGUCAACGUCUUUCACCAAGUUCCAAACUCGCUCUGGGACAUGACGCUCCCAUCGAGGCAGCUGACUGGCUACUUGAAAAGGUCCAACUAAAGUCCUUGAACACUGGAAUUACUCAGACAUUUUGGUGCAAAAAGUGGUUUCCCUUUUAUGAUAAUAAAUUGAGGAGAAAAAUCGUCGGACCGCAAUACACUGUUCUGCCGUCGAAAAAGAUAACAGAUGCAAAUUGGCAAGUUGAGGUAUGCACAAGCAAAACAGUUGGAGCGGGUACAUCAGCCCGUGUCUAUGCGACGCUUUACGGGGACCAAGGAAGAACCGAUGAAAUCUGGCUAAAUGAGAUUCUCUCUUCCGACAAAAGUGUCCUCUUCGAACAGGGUUCAUGCAAUAUUUUCAAACUGAACUUGCCCUACAUUGGCAUUCCAUACAAAAUGCGCAUCAGACACGACGGCACUGGUCAUUCGCCAAACUGGCGCCCUGAAAAGAUUAUUUUACAACAUCUCCCAACCGGAAAGACGUACUUUUUCACCUGUGACAAGUGGUUGAAUUUGGAGGAUCCCAGAAGCUUACCUGUAUACGAAAUGCCAGCAUUUGGGUCCGAUAUUACUCAGCCUGCAUCGGUUCGCCACUACAGAGUGACUGUGGAGACUGGGGAGAAAUCAAACAAAUACUUGGACUCGAAUGUGUACAUAAACAUCUUUGGGAAUAAGGGCGAUACUGGUGUCCGAAGUUUGCACAAAAAAGGCGCAUUUUCACAGGGGAAGACUGAUGAAUUCCUGAUCGAGGCAGUUACUUUGGGCAGGUUGGAAAAGAUAAGAAUAGGUCACGAUGGUGAAGCUCCGACACCGAACUGGUAUUUGAAUAAAGUGACUGUGGAGGAAGUGGAAAAUUCAGCCAACAAAAUUGUGUUUGAACUCAAUGCUUGGUUGGCUACCCGAAGACCGGACGGUUCUUACGAGGAAGAACUCUACCCCACACAGAGACCAGAGAGUAAGGCUGCUGUUAUAUAA
This is a messenger RNA of Echinococcus granulosus, 2523 nucleotides long. RefSeq names its product Lipoxygenasey domain-containing protein. The transcript has 15 exons. The coding region runs from base 1 to 2523 and encodes 840 amino acids. Gene Ontology annotation, molecular function: protein binding. NCBI's taxonomy places the organism in Eukaryota, Metazoa, Platyhelminthes, Cestoda, Cyclophyllidea, Taeniidae. The record is from RefSeq and is a predicted model, not a curated record.